This is a messenger RNA of Hyaloscypha bicolor E, 171 nucleotides long. RefSeq names its product homeobox protein EgHBX4. The transcript has a single exon. Gene Ontology annotation, molecular function: RNA polymerase II cis-regulatory region sequence-specific DNA binding. The record is from RefSeq and is a predicted model, not a curated record. Gene Ontology annotation, biological process: cell differentiation; regulation of transcription by RNA polymerase II. The annotation marks the transcript as partial. NCBI's taxonomy places the organism in Eukaryota, Fungi, Ascomycota, Leotiomycetes, Helotiales, Hyaloscyphaceae.
CACACAAUAAAGAAGCGUCACAAGUUCUCCCCACAAGAUAAGAUUUAUCUAGAAGAGCAAUUUUCUGUUAAUCCUUAUCCUUCAACUGAGGAUCGAGCACAAAUCGCUCAGCGCUUGGGUAUCUCGGAAAAAAUGAAUCAAACUUGGUUUAAUAAUGCAAGACAACGACAA